AUGAAGGCUUUGAAACUUUUUAAAGACCGAUUAUGCCCCUUUUGCCAACGCGUGUUGAUCACGGCGAAGGAAAAGCGUGUCACGUUGGAGGAGGUGGAGGUUCCUCUUGGCGAUGACAUGCCGCAGUGGUACAAGGAGCUGAACCCACGGGAGACGGUUCCAACGCUUCAGGUGGAUGGAAAAAAAUGCAUGAUCGAGUCAGAUCUCAUUUCACGGUACAUUGACCGCAUUUCUUCUCCCGCGAACGCCCUUAUGGGGUCAAGCCCCUACCAACGGCACCGCGUGGAGUUUUUUCUGGGUGAGAUCGGCGAUCUUGUCAAAGCAUAUUUUGGCCUUGUUAGGGACCCUUUCAAUGAGGAGAAGCGGAAGUCCGUGGAUAACAACACCGCAUAUAUCGAGGAUAUCAUUGCAGAACAUCAGGGGGACGGACCAUAUUUUCUUGAUGACACGUUUUCCAUGGCUGAAGUUAUGGUCGUUCCAUUUCUUGCUUGUUUCCGUCCAGUUUUAAGUUACUAUUGUGGUUAUGACAUCUUCCAUAAUGCUCCCCGUCUCAAGAAAAUGUACGUGACGUCCAUGCAGCGUACAACUGUGAAGGAAACGAUUUCAAAGCCAGAAGAAUACAUUAUUGGCUUUAAGAGUAAGGUGCCAAAAUCGCACGUCACAUGGUCAUUGGCUCCUGGCUAUGUACUUUUUGUUAACAAGUAUUCUCCAUUUUCGGAUCGCCCUCGUUUGGCAUGUGCACUGAAGAAUAUUGAUUUGCCCAUGCUUGAAAUUGAUUUGAAACAGUUGCCCCCGUGGUUCCGAUGGUUUAACCAGCGUGAAACUGUGCCAACUUUGCUUACCCCACAGGGUACCUACGUUCAUGAGUCCCAACUUAUUGUUCAUUAUCUUGAUGAUGGGUUCCCAGAGCAUGGGCCUGCGCUACUUCCCAAGGAUGCCGAUGGAUCGUACCAUGUGAGGUUUGUUGAAUCUAAUGUGGAUUACUUUAUGGAUGCCAUGUAUUCUUUCAUAAAGGAUCCAAAAAACAUGAAUGCAAAGGAAGAAUUUGAUUGGGCAGCAGGUGAGCUUGAGAAAUUAUUGGCGGAACAUCAGUUUGGGGAGGGUCCAUUUUUUGGUGGAGCCACAAUGAACGCUGCUGACGUUUCUCUUGUGCCCAUGCUGGUGCACCUGAAGGCCUGCACUCCAGAACUGACGGAAGGCCAGGAUUUGCUUGCAAAUUACAAGCUGUUGGCCGCCGCCGCGGAAGCGGGUUUGACGAGUGAGGCAGGCAAAAAGGUCUUUUUGUCACUCUCGGAAUACUCGAGUAUAUACAAGACGUUUUUGCGUCCAUCGUCUUGA
This is a messenger RNA of Trypanosoma cruzi, 1338 nucleotides long. RefSeq names its product thiol-dependent reductase 1, putative. Gene Ontology annotation, cellular component: cytoplasm. Bases 1 to 1338 code for a protein of 445 amino acids. The transcript has a single exon. NCBI's taxonomy places the organism in Eukaryota, Euglenozoa, Kinetoplastea, Trypanosomatida, Trypanosomatidae. The record is from RefSeq and is a predicted model, not a curated record.